This is a messenger RNA of Grus americana (Whooping crane), 470 nucleotides long. RefSeq names its product trefoil factor 1-like. NCBI's taxonomy places the organism in Eukaryota, Metazoa, Chordata, Aves, Gruiformes, Gruidae. The transcript is spliced from 4 exons. The record is from RefSeq and is a predicted model, not a curated record. The coding region runs from base 1 to 387 and encodes 128 amino acids. Gene Ontology annotation, biological process: maintenance of gastrointestinal epithelium.
AUGGAUCUCAAAGUGAUCGGCGUGCUCUCCGUCAUCCUCGUCGUAGCCCUCAGCACCUUGGCAGAGGGAAAGACAUUACCAAGUAAAUGCCAGUGUAAACUGGCUCCCAGGGAGCGGAGGAACUGCGGCUUCCCGGGAAUCUCAGCAGCGGAGUGCAGGAAAGCUGGUUGCUGCUUCAACGCUUCAGUCCCUGGUGUUCCCUGGUGCUUUGCUCCUAAAGCAAAGAAAGUUAGGAAAGUAUGUCCCAACGAUCCUCACGGCAGGAUAAACUGCGGCUACCCCGGCAUCACGGCUAAGGAGUGCGAAAGGAAGGGGUGCUGCUUCAGGGCGCAUCCCGCUGGUGUCCCCUGGUGCUUCUACCACCGCGUGGUGGAGGAAGCUUGUUAAAGAAGAAACUUCCAUCAAGAACCUUGUGAUCUUUGGACCUACUCCAAUGGGAAACAACAGCUGGAUGUCCCAACUGAGACUUU